GCUGUCCCGGGAGGUGCAGGAGGCGGGAUCGGAGGCGUAAAACCCAGCGAAACGGGGGGCCGUGCCUGUUGCACUGUAGCUCUUGCUGUGUCCGAGGAUUGACAGCCCGGGUUGUAGCCGCUGUUGAAACGAGUGAGGGGGUUUAAAACGGCAACAUGUUGCGCUCCGUGCUUUCCAGAUCGCUGCUCCGGGUCUGUGACCGGGGGUCCAUCCGGCUGCCUGCGCAUAACUACUCUGCUGCGUCGGCAAUCCCCGCUCCUAACCCCCAGCCUGAUGUGCACUUCAACAAGAUCUUCAUCAACAACGAGUGGCAUGAUGCGGUCAGCAGGAAGACCUUUCCGUCUAUAAACCCCGCCACGGGGGAAGUCAUCUGCCAGGUUGCGGAGGGAGACAAGGCGGACGUCGACAAGGCUGUGAAGGCUGCCAGGGAGGCUUUCAGGCUCGGGUCGCCCUGGCGACGGCUGGACGCCUCUGAUCGGGGGCUCCUCUUGAACCGAUUGGCCGAUCAGAUCGAGAAACACGCCGCCUACCUAGCUGCCCUGGAGACCCUGGACAAUGGCAAGCCUUACGCUGUGGCCUACAGUGUGGACGUCCCCAUGGUGGUGAAAUGCUUGAGGUACUACGCUGGCUGGGCCGACAAGUGGGAAGGGAAGACCAUUCCUGUCGAUGGCGACUAUUUCUCCUACACGCGCCACGAGCCCAUCGGGGUGUGCGGUCAGAUCAUUCCCUGGAAUUUCCCGCUGCUGAUGCAGGCGUGGAAGCUGGGCCCGGCCCUGGCCACGGGCAACACUGUGGUGAUGAAGGUGGCCGAGCAGACUCCUCUCACUGCGCUGUAUGUGGCCAGCCUCAUCAAAGAGGUGGGGUUCCCUCCGGGCGUGGUCAACAUCGUGCCAGGCUACGGCCCCACCGCGGGCGCCGCCAUCUCCACCCACAUGGACAUCGACAAGGUGGCCUUCACGGGCUCCACUGAGGUGGGCCAUCUGAUCCAGCAGGCCGCCGGGCGCAGCAACCUGAAGAAGGUGACGCUGGAGCUGGGAGGAAAGAGCCCCAACAUCAUCCUGUCGGACGCCAACAUGGAGGAGGCGGUGGAGCAGGCCCACUUCGCCCUGUUCUUCAACCAGGGCCAGUGCUGCUGUGCGGGCUCGCGCACCUUCGUGCAGGAGGACAUCUACCAGGAGUUCCUGGAGCGCAGCGUGGAGAGGGCCAGGAGGCGGGUGGUGGGGGACCCAUUCAGCUUGCAGACCGAGCAGGGCCCGCAGGUGGACGAGGAGCAGUUCCAGAAGAUCCUGGGCUACAUCAGCUCGGGGAAGCGCGACGGCGCCAAGCUCAUGUGUGGCGGUGGCGUGGCAGCGGACCGAGGGUACUUCAUCCAGCCCACUGUGUUUGGGGAGGUGCAGGACGGCAUGACCAUUGCCCAGGAGGAGAUCUUCGGUCCGGUGAUGCAGAUUCUGAAAUUUAAAACUCUGGAGGAAGUCAUCGAACGAGCCAACAACACCAAAUAUGGGCUGGCAGCGGCAGUCUUCACGAAAGACAUCGACAAAGCUCACUACGUUUCUGGAGCCCUGAGAGCCGGCACCGUCUGGAUCAACUGCUAUGAUGUGUUUGGUGCCCAGGCUCCGUUCGGGGGCUACAAGGCUUCAGGAAACGGGCGUGAGCUGGGAGAGUACGGCCUGGACAACUACACCGAAGUUAAAACGGUGAGUCCAUCUGGCUGCAGAAAGGGCCUGACGAAGCUGCUGGCCAUUGGUAGGCAGAGGGUCACGUCUCCGGAUGGUGCGAUCCAGGGCAUCCCAAAGGUGCUCCAUGGGGUUAAGGGUCAGGUCGUGUUGCCUCACAUAGGGAAUGAUGAUCUGCUGCACGAUCUCAUCCCUAUAACGCACCCCGUUCAGCCGGCCCUCAAUGAAGUGGAGCUGCGUCCGGCCUGUAUGGUGAAUACCAGCCCACACCAUUACUCCGGUUCCACCCUGGGGCCUCCCACACGAGCCCCAGUCCUCUCCCUCUCCAUGAUCGUUACGGUGAAGCCAGGAGGAGGGCUCCCGUUCCUUUGUCUGACGAUCCGUCUAGCCGGCUCCGCCAGCCCCCGGUCGCCUCCACAGACUCUGCGCUCCCUCGCCGGGAAGGAGUCGUUCGCCGAACAGCCGGAAUUAUGGACUGUCACCUUGAGUCUCGGGUAG
This is a messenger RNA of Lepisosteus oculatus (spotted gar), 2174 nucleotides long. The record is from RefSeq and is a predicted model, not a curated record. NCBI's taxonomy places the organism in Eukaryota, Metazoa, Chordata, Actinopteri, Semionotiformes, Lepisosteidae.